Molecule: messenger RNA, 1950 nt
Organism: Scatophagus argus
Lineage: Eukaryota; Metazoa; Chordata; Actinopteri; Scatophagidae
Product: T-cell surface antigen CD2-like
Exons: 5
Coding region: 630-1604 (324 amino acids)
Source: RefSeq, a predicted model, not a curated record
UUCUGAGGCCUAAUGUCCUUAACUUUACAAGUAAUGACCACAUUAACUCUGCUUCUUCUUUCCCCUCUCAACUAUUUUAUCAACACUUCAGAAUUAGAAUUAAUGAAAUUCUUACAUCACACAGCGUUUGUGCACUCAGCCUGCAUUUAUCUUAUCAAUCUUAUCAAUUAUGCGUAAAGACAGACCAAAAGUUUCUUUGUUUCAUUCACUGACUGGAUAUAAAGAUGGAUGACAUGAUUGCUUCCUGAAAGUGAAGAGGAAACAUCUUGAGCGCCCCCUGGUGUUUGGCACCAGUACAAGUCAUCCCCUUCUCUGUGUUAACAGAGGAGACUUUGACCAAACUAAAACUCAAACUACGUGUCAGAUAAUUUUUUUCCCAAAGAUGGUUUCUGUCAUUGUGUCUGUUUAAAUUCUGUCAUUGUGGUUUGAGAAAUUUGCUUCUUCUUCAUUCUCCUUCCUCAAAACUAUUUUUACCAACACUGCUUGGUUAGCGUUUCACACCUUCUUACAUCAAGUUGAUCACUAAAAGAAAACAUUUCAGUCCGCUCAGUGUCAGAUGUGCCUGUGUGCUUGCUGAAUAACAUUAAGAGGUUUGUCUGGACGCUGCUGACUGGGUCAACAGAGGAGACAUGGAAGCUGUGAUUGGACUGCUGCUGAUGUUACUCAGAGUCACUCACGGUGUUGAAACCUCCUGUGAUGGCAGACAGAAUGGAACUCAGUGUUAUGGAGCUUUGGGAGGAACUGUGGUCCUCCAGCUGAUGGACAGCACCUCAGAUAUAUUUAGAUACCAAUGGUCAGAUAAAACAGGAGCAAUACUUGGUGGGGGUCAGAAUAGGCCUCUGCAUAACUGGAUAGCAAAACGAUCUGUGUUUACUCCCAGUAACGGAACAUUUCGGAUCAACAACCUGAUCACGACUGAUGAUGGUGAAUAUACUCUUAGAAUCUUUGAUUCAAGUGGAAAACAAUCAGAGAAGCGGAUUUUACAGUUGACCAUUCAAGCUCCUGUGUCCUCUGUCCUGCUGGACACUGAGUGUCUGUCCCAGGGAGAGCUGAGGGUGUCCUGCUCCUCUGAGGGAGGGGACAGUCCUCAGUACAGCUGGACUCUGAAUGGACACACACUGACAGAUGCUCAGCUCUUUUCUGGAAAUAAUGAGACCAACAUCAUCACUCUGAAACAAGACGUCUCAGGACAACUGGUCUGCUCAGUCGAGAAUCACGUCAGUCGUGUCUCAAAAGAAGUGAACAGAUCCACCUGUGGCUUCAUAUUCAUUAACUGCACCUUACCCAAUGGCACACCCAUAUCACAGUGGGUGUUUGAAGCCACUAACAGUCUGUGUGUCGAGCCAACAACAACAACAACCUCUCCCACUACUACUGAGGGGAAGGAGACCCAUGUGUCAAUUACACCCAUAGAUCACCCGUGGUACAUUAGAUAUUUAUAUCCCAUCUGUGGUUUGCGAACAGCUGUGGUGAUUCUCAUAUUCAUUGGGAUCACCAUCUAUUUUGCUUGGAAGAAGAAGAAACUGGAGAUGGCUGAAGGCUCUGCCGUCCUCCCAGAGGUGGAACAUCAAGAGAACUCUGUUGUGAAGGUUGAAAUGAUCUGAACUUUAACUUUCUGAAUCCAGUGCCUCAGUGUCGCUUCUCAACCUGCUGUGAUUGGCUGUGUGUUUUUGUGGACGUGAGACGUUUCACCAUUGAUUCAUUUACGGCAAGCUUACAUGCAGCAGCUCUAUUUCCUUCUUGGACAGCCAGUUUGAUUGCUUUUAACUUAAAAGCUGCAUCAUAUGCAUUUUUUUUAGUGUUUUCCAUGAUGACGGUAUGUGCAUGACAUGCAAAAUAACUGUUAAAUGUUCCGCUUAAAACCAGCGUCAUGUAGUCUGUAGUCAUGAAGUCAUUUGAGCGCCUGGUUCUGUCCCACCUUAAGUCCAUCACAACCCCCCUCCUGGACCC